Molecule: messenger RNA, 2848 nt
Organism: Salvelinus sp. IW2-2015
Lineage: Eukaryota; Metazoa; Chordata; Actinopteri; Salmoniformes; Salmonidae
Product: SPRY domain-containing SOCS box protein 4
Biological process (GO): proteasome-mediated ubiquitin-dependent protein catabolic process; intracellular signal transduction
Cellular component (GO): SCF ubiquitin ligase complex
Molecular function (GO): protein binding
Source: RefSeq, a predicted model, not a curated record
CAUGGGACCAACACUUUAUGUUAAGUUUAUAUUUUUGUUCAGUAUAUUUAGUUGCAUUUAGGCUAGUUGCAUAAAACUUUCAACUCUCUCUCAACACUGAUGUGUUGUCAAAUUUAGACUGGGCUUCUUAUUCACUUUCCGAGGUCAGUGUUGAGUUGUAUCGUUAUAUCAUUGCUACGAGAAAAGGCAGACUUUAGGACGGCGAAAAGAAAUGGCUCUGCUGGUGCCCUAGCCUUCACCUAUUCCCGAUCCUAUCCCUCGAGCGACGUGGCCAAUCAGUGUGUGUGUCAGCGACACAUGAAUGAUAUCCAAGGAAUGGCUCGCGGAACAAAGAAGCCGCCGGUCUCGAAUUCCCGUCGAUAGAGAAAAUUCGCGAAUGAAACAGCACAGAAGAUUUGUUGUUAAGGCUUGAGUGAMACCAAAUGAAUAUCUUCGACGCAAAGUCCAACAGUUUUGGUUUUGUUUUGCUCAAGGAGGGACCUUGGCCUCGUGAGAGCUUUGUCGAGCGCCAGCAUUGGAACGAAGUAGGCAGAACCACUGUCAAGGGAUUGACCUGUUAUUUUAGGACUUGGUGAUGUGGUGGUUUGCUGUGGAUGCCAGCUCUCGGAUGGAUUAACAAGAGCGAGGUUCCUCUGACAGUGGACUGAGUGUCUCUGUGAGAGCGGCUCUCAGCCAGGGACGACUGCCCUUCUGGCCACAGCGCCCAUGAGGUAACGGUGAGAAGUCCCAUACCACCCUCGCUCCGCCCUCCACCCCCAUCUCCCUCUAUCCCUCCAUCCCUCUCCAGCGAUGGGUCAGAAGAUCUCGGGCAGCAUCAAGUCGGUUGACGCACGGGGCGAGCCCUCAUAUCGGCCUGUCCGCCGUGAGCUGCGGGGUCCAGACUUCUGCCGGCCUCCUCGUCUUGACCUACUUUUGGACAUGCCCCCUGCGACCUCUGACCUGCAGCUCCACCAUGCCUGGAACCCAGAGGACCGCUCGCUCAACGUCUUUGUCAAGGAGGACGACAAGCUGACCUUCCACCGCCACCCGGUGGCCCAGAGCACCGACUGCAUCCGCGGCCAGGUGGGCUACACACGGGGGCUCCAUGUCUGGCGGAUCCACUGGCCKGCGAGACAACGAGGAACACACGCUGUCGUAGGGGUGGGCACGGCUGACUCUCUUCUACACUCUGUGGGUUACACAGCCCUGGUGGGUUCGGACUGUGAGUCGUGGGGUUGGGACUUGGGCCGGAACAGACUCUACCACGACAGUAAGAACCGGCUGGCCUCCACCUCGGCACCAACAUACCCGUGUUUCCUGGAGGCAGACGAGUCGUUUGUUCUGCCGGAUGCCCUGCUGGUGGUGCUGGACAUGGACGAGGGCUCGCUCAGCUUCAUGGUGGACGGCCAGUACCUGGGCGUGGCCUUCAGAGGGUUAAAGGGCAGGAGGCUGUACCCUAUCGUCAGUGCCGUGUGGGGACACUGUGAGGUCUCCAUCCACUACGUCAAUGGACUGGAUCCGGAGCCCCUCCCCCUGAUGGACCUGUGCAGGCGAGUGGCCAGGCUGGCUCUGGGGCGGGACCGAGUCAACCAGAUAGACACCCUCCCUCUGCCAGAGACCCUCAAGAACUACCUCCAGUACCAGUGAACCUACACUCACCAGGACAACGAACAACUGCUUGACGACGGCUACAUUUCACUACGGUCAACCACAAACAAUUGAACCCUGAACCACUGGACAUCUACUGAGGAUGAUGAUGGUCGGGAGGAAGCCUAUAAAGGAGUUGCGAGUUUCCUUUUAGGAUUUGUGUCCAUUUUGAACUCCAUUGUUUCAAUUUGCUCACUGCUGUCCCCCAGAUGGACAGAUGAGCGAUUGAUGGACAGACAGAGGUAGAUGGGCUUGAGACUGGACUCUAGCAGAAGUGUUGGGCUAUGAUGCUGUCUUCUCAUUGGGUCUAUAGCAUGGAAGCUUCUAGAAUAUAUUCCUGGAGGAACAGGGCAUUUUGGGGAUGAUGCACAGUUACUGUACAUCUAUAGACUCUCUGGAAGCCUCUCUGCACAUGUAGAUAUUUAGACUCUAGCAGGCUCUACUGAGGCUCACCAGCCCCUAGCCACAGGGACGCGAACAUCGUUCAAAGCAUGCAUAUGCAAACACUAGCUCAUGCUCAGAGGGGCUGUUUUCAGUGUGUGUGAGGUUUUAUGCAUGUGUGGGUUGGUGCGUGUCGGCCUUGCUCUGCAACAGGCACCCCAAGACAUCAGUCUGACCCACUGAGUUUGGCAACACUGCAGCCCUGAUAUCUCUAGUCCCCUGCUGCACUGCACCUCCCUCUCAACUGGCAGUCUCCCUUUAUUUAUCAGUGGGUUUCAUUGGAUCCAUGACUCUGUCUGGGUGAGUGACUCGGUGUGCGUCCACAGUSGCACCCUAUUUCCUACAUAGUGCACUGCGUUUGAUCAGCUUGAUCAAAUGGCGUGCACUAUGUAGGGAAUAGGGUGCCAUUGUGGACAUACAUGGCAUGUUGUCAGUCAGUGUGAUGUGUUAAAGCUGAGGUUGGUCUGAGGGCCAAUCUGCUGUUACUGUUCAUGUGCCUGCUCAGAGAAAGCACAUCUCACAGGAGACAAAGAAAAGACCUGCUGCUUUUUCCCCUCUUUCCGUUCUUAUCCUGAUGGUGACUAUUCCUUUAAGUAUAUUGUUCUGUUUUUAUGACUGGGGAUUUACUUUGUUUCUGAUUUUUGUUUUCUAUGGUUUUGAGCGCUAUUUGCCGGACAGGAAGUGACCCGGGUGAGACAGGAAGUCUCGCUGAGAGAGACUGAUCGAGGAAUGUGCUGCCAUGAUAAUCUUUUAAAUGUGAAUAAAACACAAAGAAACUGAA